CUCGGCUCCGGCUACAAAUGUGGUGGUGCCCAUCCUGCCGGUAUCAGCCAGCCCCCACAGCUUCUACUGCCCCGAACUGUCCCGGGCUCGAGCACCGAGCUGAUCGUGUGGGGCGCCAAUGGUGAACACCGGGCGCUUCGUCAUCCUCGCCCUCGCCUACCGCUUCCUGGUACCCAUCCUCUCAGCUGAGCCGGACCACGCCACCAGAGAGUCGUAUGUCGUCUACAUGGGGAGCCCGUCGGGCGGCGGCGGCGACCUGGAGGCGGUGCAGGCGGACCACCUGCAGAUGCUGUCGUCCGUCGUCCCGAGCGGCGAGCAGGGGAGGGCGGCGCUGACGCAGAGCUACCACCACGCGUUCGAGGGCUUCGCCGCCGCGCUCACCGAGAAGGAGGCCGCCUCGCUCUCCGGGCACGAGAGGGUGGUGUCAGUGUUCAAGGACCGCUCGCUGCAGCUGCACACGACGCGCUCCUGGGACUUCCUCGAGGUGCAGUCCGGGCUCCAGUCCGGCCGCCUCGGCCGCCGCGCGUCAGGCGACGUCAUCAUCGGCAUCAUCGACACAGGUGUCUGGCCGGAGUCGCCGAGCUUCGACGACGCCGGGAUGCGGGAGGUGCCGGCGCGGUGGCGCGGCGUGUGCAUGGAAGGCCCCGACUUCAAGAAGAGCAACUGCAACAAGAAGCUCAUCGGCGCCCGGUACUACGGCGUGCAGCCCGAGUCGGCGUCGAACGCCUCCCGGGCCGUGGCGGCGCCGGCCGCGACCGGCUCGCCGCGGGACACCGUGGGGCACGGCACGCACACGGCGUCGACGGCGGCCGGCGCGGUGGUGGUGGACGCGGGCUACUACGGGCUCGCCCGGGGCGCGGCCAAGGGCGGCGCGCCCGCGAGCCGGGUGGCCGUGUACCGCGCGUGCUCGCUGGGCGGGUGUUCGUCGUCGGCCGUGCUCAAGGCCAUCGACGACGCGGUGGCCGACGGCGUGGACGUGAUCUCCAUCUCCAUCGGCAUGAGCUCCGUCUUCCAGUCGGACUUCCUCAGCGACCCCAUCGCGCUGGGCGCGUUCCACGCGCACCAGCGCGGCGUGCUGGUGGUCUGCUCCGGCGGCAACGACGGGCCCAACCCCUACACCGUCGUCAACUCCGCGCCGUGGAUCCUCACCGUCGCCGCCUCCUCCAUCGACCGCUCCUUCCAGUCCAGCAUCGUGCUCGGCAACGGCGCCGUCGUGAAGGGAGUGGCGAUAAACUUCUCCAACCACAGCCUCAGCGGCGGCCAGUACCCCCUGGUGUUCGGGGCCCAGGCGGCCGCCCGCUACGCGCCGCUCUCCGAGGCAAGCAACUGCUACCCUGGAUCGCUGGACGCGCAGAAGGUGGCCGGGAAGAUCGUGGUGUGCGUGAGCACGGACCCGAUGGUGUCGCGGCGGGUGAAGAAGCUGGUGGCCGAGGGGAACGGCGCCCGGGGCCUCGUGCUCAUCGACGACGCCGAGAAGGACGUGCCGUUCGUCGCCGGCGGCUUCGCGCUGUCCCAGGUCGGCACCGACGCCGGCGCGCAGAUACUCGAGUACAUCAACUCCACAAAGAAUCCGACGGCGGUGAUCCUCCCGACCGAGGACGCCAAGGACUUCAAGCCGGCGCCGGUGGUGGCGUCCUUCUCGGCGCGGGGCCCCGGCAUGACAGAGUCGAUCCUGAAGCCUGACCUGAUGGCUCCCGGCGUCAGCAUCCUGGCCGCCACGAUCCCGUCCGCGGAAAGCGACGACGUCCCGCCCGGGAAGAAGCCGUCGGCCUACGCCAUCAAGUCCGGCACCUCGAUGGCCUGCCCCCACGUCGCCGGCGCCGCCGCCUUCGUCAAGUCGGCGCACCCGGGCUGGACGCCGUCCAUGAUCAGAUCGGCUCUCAUGACCACAGCGACGACGACGAACAACCUCGGGAAGCCGGUGGCGAGCAGCACGGGCGCGGCGGCGACGGGGCACGACAUGGGCGCCGGGGAGAUGAGCCCGCUGCGCGCGCUCAGCCCGGGCCUGGUGUUCGACACCAGCGCGCAGGACUACCUCAACUUCCUCUGCUACUACGGCUACAAGGAGCAGCAGGUCCGGAAGGUCUCCGGCGCCGCGCGCUUCUCCUGUCCGGCCGGCGCGCCCUCGCCGGACCUCAUCGCGUCGGGUGUCAACUACCCGUCCAUCUCCGUGCCGCGCCUCCAGAGGGGGAGGCCCGCCACCGUGGCGCGCACGGCCAUCAACGUGGGGCCCUCGAACGCGACGUACGUGGCGGCCGUCGAGGCGCCGCCGGGCGUCACGGUGACGGUGUCGCCCGACCGGCUGGUGUUCUCGAGGAGGUGGACGACGGCGAGGUACGAGGUGAGCUUCGACGUGGCGGCAGGCGCCGGCGUGGGCAAGGGGUACGCGCACGGCGCCGUCACCUGGUCGGACGGGGCGCACUCGGUGCGGACGCCGUUCGCCGUCAAUGUCCUCUGAUCUGAUGGAGUGAUGUUUUUUUUUCUUUUUUUGCUUCUUCGUUUACUGUGUGUGUUUGGUUUUGGUCUUUGCGUGACACGUAACCCAUUUGUACUGUGCCCGGGGAGCAGCGCUCCCCCUUGUUUUGACAGUAGGGGAAUAAUUUGAAAUUCAGUUUUGUUAACCACUGGGCCACAAUCAUGAGAAGUCAGCUUAUUUAGGCAAUUAGGCUCAA
Panicum hallii is the source of this 2672-nucleotide messenger RNA. Its product is annotated as CO(2)-response secreted protease-like. The record is from RefSeq and is a predicted model, not a curated record. Gene Ontology annotation, molecular function: serine-type endopeptidase activity. Gene Ontology annotation, biological process: proteolysis. The coding region runs from base 119 to 2458 and encodes 779 amino acids. The transcript has 10 exons. Lineage: Eukaryota; Viridiplantae; Streptophyta; Magnoliopsida; Poales; Poaceae.